AUGCUCGGGACAUUGAACCAGACUCCUAUGGACCCCAGGGAUAACGAGAGUGUAUACACCUCCCACGCCUUAACGGAUACCCCUUACCAGACGCUCGUGUCCCGUCAGUCGUUGAGCUGGAUGGAUUCUCCUCCUAAGCAGACUGCUUUGCGGUUUGACCUGGCUGAAGGGCAUGAAUCUCACAAGUUUGUUUCUGCAAACGAUGAGUCCAUCUCUCCUCUUGACCCUCGGCGGUUCACUCCUACGCUACACGCGUCUCUGGUAUCCGAGAUUCUGUCUUUACGCCGAGACCUGGAAGGAAAAUCGAACACUCUAGAGUCGCUUGAGCUCAGUCUAGAGGUCUCCAGAUCGGAGGAGGAGUCUCUACGGGAGUCACUUGUCAACCAUGCAAAGGAGAACAGGACGUUGAAGAAGCAGAUCCAAUUGCUCGAGGGCGGGUCCCUCAGUGCUGUUACCGAGCUGACCAAGGAGAGAGACGAGGCCUGGGAGUCUAUAGCAGAGUCUAGACGGAGAUUGGAGGAUGUUCAGAAAAAGGCCAAGUUGUAUCAGGACCAGGCAGAGCGUACGCAGGAACUAUGGGAUGCCGACAGGCAGCGGUGGGAUGACGAGAAACGGAAGCUGGAGACCAAGGUCCAUAUCGUUGAGGGACGCCUCAAGACUGUUAUCAAUGAGAUCACGGUCGCUCAGGCCGCCAAUGGGAAACAUAAUGCCCACCAGUUCGACAGCCGGCUAGAUGGGUCAGAUAAAGACCAGGAAGAAUCCAAUACUCCCCGGGCUCUGGAUGCAAUGAGCCUUCGGUCAGAGAGCCCGGGGACGGGGCGCAGGAACAGCAACUCCAGUAUUAGCACUUUCAACAGCGAUGCGAACCACCUUCGCUGCUCUGUUAUUGGCCUUUUUAACGGUACGAGCAUGGAAGGCGCCAGUCUUGCGGAUGAGCUUGCUUGUGAUGACACCGAAAACGAAGACAUUGAGGAGGGCCUAAACGACAGUGUCCAGGAUCCGUCAAGAGCUGAAACAGAGCCCUUCACGUCUACGCACGAACCGCGACCAAUGUCUAGCCAGUCGUUACUCACAGGCCAAAAGGCAAGAAAGAUCUUGGGCCUUGCAUUCGAUUCAACCAGUCCCCAAAACUCUCCAUUCACUCCUCCUCCAUCCCCGCUGAGAGAGUCGAUGAUGGCUAGUGGAAUUCAUGAUCCGUUUACUCCGCUAAUCCUGGAGACCCCUAUCACUCCUCCAGAUGCCGAUGGCAUGAUAAGUGUGACUGGGAAGGCCACUCCGGUCUACGAAACGUCAGACAUGGGAGUUCAAACCAGCUCGGCUACUGUGGCAUCUGCGGAAUGCCAGACUGUCGAAGCAGCCCCUGAUACUCAAUCUCAACAAGACACGGAGCUGCCGCAGAUUGAGCUGCCGCAGAUUGACCACCGGCUAGAUAUAAACUUGAUGAUAUCUACGUCGACCCAAACUGAAGAAGAGCAAGAUAACUCUUCAGAAGAAUCAUCCAUUGGGGCUCGCGAGUUCAACAUUCCAAUGAUUGCGAUCCAUCCUCCGAUGUCUAAUCCUGUCACUCCUAGAACCAGCGUCGUGCUCCCUCCACAGACAAAGAAUGCCUCUUCUCAGACACUCCCCGAGCCUUCAGUGAACACGCAAUCGUCUGGAGUCCAAACCGAAGAGAUCCGCGUGGACAAGAGGCCUGCCAGAGUACCAUUUGACCUGCUUCCAUCCGCCUUCCCAGAUCAACCUGUGGAGCGAGCGACUGAUGCAAAAAAGUCACCGGUUGUUUACCAGCCAUAUCGCCCGCCCCCCACAAAUACCACAGCAACUAACACAUCCGCUACGACUCCCCGAUUACGAGAAGCCCCGCCUGUUGAUAUACCGAUAUCACUGUAUCCCGGUAAUAACGACAACGGCCCACUCACCGAAGACAUGCAACGUGACAUCAAACGGCCAUUCAGGUCGAGCAGCUUAUUUGCCGGGUUCGAUCAUGAGAGUGAUGACGAACCAUCAUCUCGUCUGCCUGUCGAGGAAGUAUUCAACGACGAUGAUGCGAUACUAACUCAACCCAUGGCCUCAUAUACUAUCAAGAUGGGCAAGCUAGUAUCAAAACCCUCCAACUGCUCCGUUCUGGACGAAAGUCCCGAAGAUGAAGAAUUUAUGCUUUCCCAGGCUACCACAGCCGAUGGAAAGCCUACCAGUGGAAGCCUCCGCCGUUCUUCAGCAACUCGCGGGAAACCGUCUUCUAGGGGUUCGACAAGAAUAAAUAAGAAAACAGGCCCUUCUAGGCAGACAUCCAACAGCCGACGGCCUACCAGGGCAUCCAACAACCAUCGACCCUCGUCAAGAUCUCGGAGUCCUCGAAGUCCUCGCAUUACCAACACAACAAAACCGGCCAAUGUUGCUGUGUCUCGCCCUCCUUUCCCCGUCCCCACUCGCCUUAGUUCCCGGAAGGCUCCGCCAGCUAAAAGUGAAGGCGCUCAGAGUCCCACGCCAUAUGGAAGCGGAUCUUUCUCAGAUAUUAGCACUAUGGGACGAGACUUCACUCUUCGCAAGAUACGAUCAGCCGCCGCUGUGUCGAGAACACAGUAUCGUGAUGACCAUUCUAGCUCUCUUCGCUCUCCUACUUCUAUCUCGACAUCGUCUGCUGGCCCGGAGAGCCCGCUGUUCCCUCAUCGUUCGCCUAAGCCAUUGGAUCCUACUGCAAUCUCCAACAAAACUCCCAGUUCUAAUGAUUCACGCCGGCCAUCGAGGGCAGGAGAACCUUACCAUGAGCGUAACGUGUCUUCUGCCGUGUCAGUUCAACAGACUAGUGUUGUCGAUGCCAUUGCCCAGACUAUGGUCGGGGAAUGGAUGUACAAGUAUGUACGCAGAAGAAAGUCAUUUGGAAUGUCAGAGUCUUCAAAAGAUAAGGACAAGAGCAAAGAAGGGGGUGAAGGCGGUAAAAAUACUGAGGAAAUGUCUGCCAACAUCUCUGGAAAUGGGUUUGAGACUAAUAUCAACCCAGUGGUCGUUCAAUCCGUACUUGACGUAAAGGAUGAAAACCCCUUACCUCGUGGUGCCGCACAACAGAAUUCAUUCAACCGUUCAAUCCUGAUCUUGACUCCCCAGAGAGCUUUAAAAUUUACAGCAUUAACCUUAGAGCGCCAUUAUGUCUGGUUGACAGCCCUGUCUUUCCUUAGCCACUCCUCGCUAGGCCUUGAUGACCUUGCAACACUGCCGCCAGUUCCCCAGGUGGAAACAGUCCCACGGCCAAUAACUGCAGCACUACGUCGAAACCCCAUCCGUGACUCGAUCAGGGUCGCAAAGGGGAAGACUCGCCCAAUACCUACUAGGUCUCGCACAACCCAGGCGACCGUGCCGGAGGAAUCGUUUCCCGAGAUGUCAGGGGGACAAGAUCAAAAUAUGGACUCUGCCGACCCCCCUAAUGUCCCAAGAUUCGCAGCCCAUUCUAGAAAACGAAGCAACACCGCUCCCAGGCCAUUACCAAACCCAUUUCGGACUUUCUCUAGCAAUACGGUAGCUACUGCCUACAGUUCAACAACUGCUGGAUCCUCAGACCUACAUUCACCGACAUCUGCGGCUCCAUCCAUCGUUCACAGCGGACAAAGCAGCUUCAGCCAUCGUACAUCUGAAACUGCUGGGCAUGCUCCUGCUGGUAUGGCGAACUUCUUUGACGCUGUUGGCACGAUGAGAAUGGAGGCUUUCGUUGAUAAAGGUGACAUCCCGCGACAGCGCGGCUAUCGUGGGAAGAGAAAGGACUAUUGGCCCCAGAGUCCUGAUACCGAAUUCCGUGAAUCAGAUGGCGGGGGCAAUGAAUUCUUCCGAAGCUACGAUCCAUUCAAGGGAUUCUAA
Molecule: messenger RNA, 3846 nt
Organism: Microsporum canis CBS 113480
Lineage: Eukaryota; Fungi; Ascomycota; Eurotiomycetes; Onygenales; Arthrodermataceae
Exons: 3
Coding region: 1-3846 (1281 amino acids)
Biological process (GO): establishment of mitochondrion localization; dynein-driven meiotic oscillatory nuclear movement; microtubule cytoskeleton organization
Cellular component (GO): cell cortex; mitochondrion
Molecular function (GO): phospholipid binding; tubulin binding
Source: RefSeq, a predicted model, not a curated record